AUGUUUUAUUAUCCAAAUGUACUCCAGCGCCAUUCUGGUUGCUUUUCUACAAUUUGGUUAGCAGCCACCAGAGGUAUCCGGGUCACUCGCAGGGAGUUUCUCAAAGUAAAUGUAAACCAAACCUGCAGAGAAAUCUUGGAUUAUGUGACGGCGCAAGUUCUCGCCCCGCAGCCGGACCAGCCCAGACCUCGUUUCUCUCUCUACCUGUCGUCGCAGCUGCAGUAUGGAGUGGUUGUGGUCUACCACAGACAGUGUGGAUUUCUGCUUGAGGAGAUCCAACAAACCAUCGAUCGCCUGCUGCGCUCCAAAACGUACAUGCAGAUCAGCGUGGCUGACACGGACAGGAUGAUCUUAGACCUCCCUGAUGGUCUGUGCACGAUGGAGGAGACUGAAGGAGCUCUUGACCCAUUCUUUGGUCUCAUGGAGUCCCAGCAACUCCCCAGCCCAUACAAAAUACAUCAGGUGGAGUUCGAGGUUUCCGUGCAGCCGAGUCCUGACAAAGAAAAUUUCAGUUCCCCUUCGGCUGCCAUCACCCUGACGGAGAAGGAGCCUGUUGUCAUCAACGCUGCUGAGUGUUUCGAGGGAGACGACCUUCCUGAAGCCACGAUCAAAGACAUCGACUUGUUGAUGGAUCAGCCCGAUCAGUUUCGCCAAGAAGUGGUCGAGGAGCAGACGGAGGACAGGACCAGGGACCAGGGAGUCGUGUCCCCUACUGGACCGCUGAAGGACACGCUGGGGACGGAGAGGGACAGCGAGUGGCUGCUGGACGAAAAGACGGGUCAGGCGGCUCUGACGGGCGUUGCCGUGGAGAUGACGCCUCCGAACGUGGCGAUGCCGAGCGAGGACGUGGAGGGCCAUUCUGCGGCGAGUCCGUGUGAGGAGGUGGCUCCUCCGAGGAGGCGGCACCGAGGAGGACGCCGGCGUCAGCUGGUCUUCGUGGACCCCCAGGUCCAGAUCUCAGAAGGAGCCAUGAAGGAGCAGAUUGGAAACCAGUGGACCGAGACGCAGAAUCUGAAUAAGGUGCUGCUGGACCUGCAGGCAUCAACCAGGCGCGUCGCUCCAGCUCAGCUCUUCAGCGCCCCCUGCUGUCCAUCUCUCAUCCAUCCUGAUCUCCUGUUGCUAUGGAAACAGCGGGCCUCGCUGGCCGUGCUGCCGAGCGGCGAGGAAAGGCGGGGAGCGGAGGGGGAGUCGGAGCAGGACAUGGAGGUGGUGAGAGCGGAGAGGAGGAGGCGGUCGCGCAUGAAGGAGCCGCUCGGUGAUUCAGGACUGCAGACCUCCGAGGGUCCAUCUGUGGUGGACGUGAUGCUGGACCUGUCCAAAGAGGACAAGUCAGGAAGCGACGUGAUGACUCCUGUCAGCAGAUGGUCUCCACAGGAGGACGCCCAGCCACCAAUGGAGGUCAUAUUGGAGGAAGCUAUCGAGCUGCCGGAGGCUCAGUUUGACCCGGAGAGCAGAAACUCAGCCAGCUGGAUCUCCUCCGCCCUGCAGCAUCUGGAGGAGGUGACCUUUGACUCAAUUCUGCCCCCAGAGGCCGACCGCUUCACUGCAGCCCAGACGCUCUACAGACUCUUGGAGCUGCUCUCUGAUAAGAAGCUGACCGCCCAUCAGACGGAACCGUACGGCGACAUCAUCAUAAAGUCAGGAGGAGGGCUCAAGAUGGCCGCCUGA
This is a messenger RNA of Nematolebias whitei (Rio pearlfish), 1668 nucleotides long. It is a transcript of the gene rec8b, whose product is annotated as REC8 meiotic recombination protein b. Gene Ontology annotation, molecular function: chromatin binding; protein binding. Gene Ontology annotation, biological process: mitotic sister chromatid cohesion; replication-born double-strand break repair via sister chromatid exchange; synaptonemal complex assembly. The record is from RefSeq and is a predicted model, not a curated record. The transcript is spliced from 18 exons. Lineage: Eukaryota; Metazoa; Chordata; Actinopteri; Cyprinodontiformes; Rivulidae. Gene Ontology annotation, cellular component: cohesin complex; synaptonemal complex. Bases 1 to 1668 code for a protein of 555 amino acids.